Messenger RNA from Harmonia axyridis, 2450 nucleotides. RefSeq lists its product as uncharacterized. The transcript has 6 exons. The record is from RefSeq and is a predicted model, not a curated record. Lineage: Eukaryota; Metazoa; Arthropoda; Insecta; Coleoptera; Coccinellidae. Bases 261 to 1493 code for a protein of 410 amino acids.
CUUAAGUCAACCACGCUCAGUCCGUUCAAGACCACGCUCACUUGCGUAACGCUACCUAACCUGUGUCUCUCUUCGAAAGAGAAACCACGCGAACUCUGCGUCGCCGUUGCCCAAUUGACCGUGCCAGAAAUGACAUAAGACCCAGUCGGUCCCAUUUAACACUCUCUGGUUCUUUCUUGGCGCGAAUUGUUACGAUCGUUCUAGCGGUUUUUGAGUUAUAUCGAGUGUCCUGUUCUGUGCGCCAGUGUUGGUGACAGAAGAUGAUGGUGACAUACGUUAAGACCCUGGCGUUCCUGCUGACUUUGGCUGCUAUCUGCUCGGCUAAAGUUGGACCUAAAGUGAAAUGCUAUCCUGACAAGAUGAGGGUGGAGGUACCAAUCGUCCCCUCCACGACUAAGCAGGUGUACCUGGAAGGGUUGAAAAAUUAUCCUGAUCCAGCCUGUAGGCCACAUACGGAUGCCACUGGUACCCUUGCUGUGCUGGAGCUUGAUCUUGGAGACGUAUACCGUUGUGCAGUGACCAGGGUGGUCAAUGAAAAAACUGGAAAACAAAUCUUCUACCAAACCCUCGUAGUAGAAGGGGAGGAAAAAACGGACGAUGGCCAGUCGAAGAAGACAAGAGAAACGAUACACGUCAAGUGCUCCAUCCUGUCCUUGAGGAACAACCACACGGUGGCAAGGAGGAGUGUACUCCCAGCGGGAUUCCAGGAACCGGAAGACUUAGAAAUAACGAAAACUGUAACUGAAGUGGCCCCCGAACCGAUCCUUGGGGUAGGCGUUAGACAGGCUGGCAAAUUGGUCACUGGGGAGCUCAAUGUGUCGCCCGGCACUCCUCUUCAGAUGGAAAUAUUUCUCGACAAGGUCUCGGCAGCCAUCUAUGGCAUCUUGGUGACACACAUGCAGGUCACUGAUACGAAAUCCCAGGAAGAGACUAUCAUCUAUAAUGGGUGUUCAGUCGACCCCUACCUCUUCGAGAACUUCCAGACCGAGGACGGUGAUUUCCUGACUGCCAAGUUUCGUGCCUUCAAGUUCCCGGAAUCAACUUACGUCCAAUUUAAGGGGACGGUGAACGUUUGCCUGAACAAGUGCCAGGGGGUUGAAUGCAGCGAUGGACAAAUCGGCUACGGCCGCAGGAGAAGGUCCCUCCCUACCCUCCCUGCUGAUCCCAACAAGAUAUUCGAGAUCACCAUCACCUCCUUCAUCAAGGUCAACUACGACGAAAACUCCGAGAACUUCGAGGCUCUGAUCAAAAACCAGACCAAAAUCUUCGAGAAAGGAUCCAUCAGUAAGCUCCAAACCCACAACAUGCAAGACAGGAGGUUUUACGAAACGGUUCAGAAUCAAGAACAGACCGAGAACAGACCCCUGCUCAUCCAGAAGGAGAAGGAACAGUACAUCACCAUCACCGAUCAAGUCACCGACUCUGCCAUUAGCACCAUUGGCAACGCUCUGAUCGUAUUGAUAUGCCCGGUAUUGCUCCUCUUGAGAUUUUGAGAAAGGGACAGUCAAGGUCAUCGGUGAUACUGCUUUUGGGGUAGUAUCGACCGAGCAAUGAUACUUUUGUAUAUUUUAAAAAAGGAAUAAGACAAAAUUGCAGCAACAUUGGUCUUCAGGAGUAUUCGAGAAGGGUUUUCUUCCUGACUGCGUGAUCCAAGAAUAAUAACGGGUCUAUAACAGAACCAUGGGGAUCACCAUACAGUUCCCCUUCAAAUUGCUGAAUAGCUUUCAGUUAAGAUUACUUCUCAAUUAACGUGAACUAAAACCAAUGAUUCUUAACAUUUUUUAAUAGUUUCCUGGAGACCAACUUCAAUAAUUCAAGUCUGUGAUAACUCUUUGCAUAGAGCAAUACUUGGUAUCAUUUUUUUUCGGUAUACGUAGUGCAUUGUAUCGAGCUCAAAUUUACGAUUAGCAUUUAAUUCUUUAACGACCAGUCGGUUAGCUUAUCUUCCAAUAAAAUUAGGUUAAACUUGUUGUACAUAUUUCGAGAAUAUUGUUUAGAUAUUUCCAAUCACAUUUCUGUGCCCCUUCAUCUUAUACGUCAAUAAGAUAGAGUCUCAUGAUGGAUAUCAUUCUUUUGUUGACGAAAACUGAAUUUCUUUGCAUUGACGACGCGUAUGAAUCUCUCUUUGUAAGUCUUCUAUACAGAAUCGCAGAUGCCCAUCAAUUGUGAAGCAGAAAAGAUGGAAAAUCCUAUGAUUUAUAGAAGAAAUACCGAGAUAAACCGUUCGGAUUUCCAUUUGGAAAUGAAGGGGUGAUUUUUCACGCAGUCGUUGUAAUUUGGGAUUGUUGUGAUUUUCGCCACUACCGUUCGAAUGUUCAAACUGCCUUGAAGUUACUGCCUUCUCAAUUUGUCUUACGCUAGCUCUUUGUCCAUUUGAAAUUGCUUCGUAAUUAUGGAUUAACAUUGUCACUAGUCUGUAUCUGCCACUGUAAUAAAUUUUAUAGUAACUA